AUGAAAACAUCAACAUACGUAAAGCCGACGAAAUACCUCUUCCAAACAACUAAUACCUCUUCCAAACCACUCCACGCGAUCAUCAUCCUUCGGUUGAUCAACACGUCUUCUAGGGUUUUGAUUUCGCAUGCUCAAAUUAAUAUGGAAAUCAACAGUGUGGAUUCCAGAGCUGAAGCUGGACAAGGAAGAAUAGUCGAUACAUUAAAUUCUAGGGUUCCAACUUUCUCAAUCAGCGAUGGAACAACUUCCGCAGUUUCAGAUUCCCAACAGGACAUUGGAGCACUUAAGAACUGUGAAACUCCUACUUCCGCAAGUGAGCAAACGAUUAAUGACAAACAUUCUGACAAUGGCGAUAACUUGAUAACAAAUCUGUUAUGCCAACACGUGGCUGAUACUGAAGGAUCACCAGAUGAUGAUGAGCCAAGUAAGAAUCGGAAGAUGUUAGGAAAAUACUUCUUUUAUGAUCCACCACUUGCUGAAGAAACCGGGGUCUGGAUUCCAGUUUCCGUUCCUCCCAUGUCAGAAAGUGAUUUUGAAGAAUGGAAUCGCGGAUUCUCCUCAGUCGGUGGAAUCUUCCCUGAUGAAAACAUGGAUUGGUUCCAUUUUCUUGAAAAAGACAAACAACUCACCAUGUGGGAUGUAGUAGUCGAAAUGCUACUAGCAGUUCGUGGAAAAGUCAACCUUUUGUCAUCAGGUGACACCGUUUCAUGGAUUUCAAGAAACCUAAUUGACCAAGCCUGGAAAGAAAUGGCUCAAACCCUAACCGAGGCUAAUUUCGGUAAUCUCCAAGAAAUUCUCGAAACCCAACCACCCAAAUGGCUGCCGGAUAGUUCUGCUGCUGCUUGUAUGCUGUGUAGUGUCAGGUUUCACCCCAUUAUGUGCACCAGACAUCACUGUAGAUUUUGUGGUGGGAUUUUCUGUGGUGAGUGUAGUAAAGGGAGAAGCUUGCUGCCCGUGAAAUUUCGGGCAGCAGAUAUGGAACGAGUGUGUGAUGUGUGUUUUGUGAGGCUGGAGGCUGUCCAGCCAUACUUAAUGGAUCAAGUGAGCCGGGCAGCUCAGUUACCAACUUAUGAUGUCACGGAUCUGAGCACAUUAAGAUCUUGGCUGAAUUUUCCAUGGGGGCAGUCGAUGGAGUAUGAGAUAUAUAAAGCCACAAACACAAUUCAAGGUUAUAGCAAGGUUGGUUAUUUGAGACCUGAAAAGUCAAUUCCUGAUGUGGUGUUAAGGCAUGCGAAGGGGCUUGCUAUACUUACUAUAGUGAAAGUUGGUAUGAUGGUGACUUACAAUAUUGGAACUGGAUUGGUUAUUGCACGUAGGGAAGAUGGCUCAUGGUCUCCACCUUCUGCUAUAUCUACUAUUGGUGUCGGAUGGGGUGCUCAGGGUGGAGGUGAAUUUGUAGAUUUAAUAAUUGUUUUAAGAUCAGAAGAAGCUGUGAAGACAUUCAGCGGUGAUGUUCAUGUCUCAUUUGGAGCCGGUUUAAGUGCAGCAGUUGGUAUUACUGGACGAACAGCUGAAGCUAAUGUACGCGUUGGAACCUGUGGAUAUGCUGCAUGUUAUACUUACAGCUGUACAAAAGGGGCAUUUGUGGGAUGUUCACUGGAAGGAAGCAUUGUGACAACACGUACUCAUGAAAAUUCACGAUUCUAUGGAAAACAGUUGAUAACUUCACAAGAAAUUCUGCUUGGUUCAUUGCCUAAGCCUCCAGCUGCUGCCACUCUUUAUCAUGCCCUGGCAGAAAUUUACCAGAAAUUUGGUCAUUGAUUUAAUGGUUUCUUUCUAGCAUCAUUAGAAUUCAACUCUGUGCAUAUAAUUCAUUAACCUCUUUAUAAUAAAAAAAGAAACAAGGGGUCCAUCUGAAAUAUCAAGUAAAUAGAUAAUUGUCUAUCAGUGAC
Molecule: messenger RNA, 1892 nt
Organism: Lactuca virosa
Lineage: Eukaryota; Viridiplantae; Streptophyta; Magnoliopsida; Asterales; Asteraceae
Source: the annotation of a GenBank genome assembly